AUGACCAUCCCGAAGACCCAGAAAGCCGUCUUUUUCGAAGAGAAUGGUGAUCUCGACGUCAUUAAAUAUGACGAUAUUCCUGUCCCUGAAAUCGGAGAAGGAGAUGUGUUGAUUAAAAACAAGUAUGCUGGCUUGAAUUAUAUUGAAACGUAUUUCAGGACAGGACUAUAUCCUACGGAAAAGCCGCAUAUUUUAGGCCGUGAGGCAACAGGUGAAAUCGUGAAAGUGGGUUCUAAGGUAAACAAUUUGAAGGUUGGAGAUAAGGUUGGAUAUCUUUCGACUGCUACGUUUGCACAGUAUACGAGAUUUCCUGCAACAGGAAACAUAUUGCGUCUUCCAUCUGAUGCAACUGAUGAAAAUCUGAAACUGGUUGCAGGUGCAUUACUUCAAGGUUUGACCGCAUUGACCUUUAUUUAUGAAGCGUACAAUGUGCAGAAAGAUGACUAUAUUUUGGUCACCGCAGCAGCUGGAGGAGUUGGCCUUCUUCUUUGCCAGCUUCUUUCCAAGCUCAAGAAAGCCCAUGUUAUUGCUUAUGCAUCGACAGAUGAGAAGCUCAAGCUGGCUCAAGAAGCAGGCGCCGAAUUCUUGGUCAAUUCCUCCACCACCACUUACGAGGAGCAGGUCAAGAAGAUCCUUGACAUAACCGGCGGGAAAGGUGUCGCAGCAUCAUUUGAUUCGGUCGGACGUGAUACAGCGGACCUAUCACUAGCAGUGAUUGGAAGAAAAGGGACGUUUGUCUCUUUUGGAAACGCUUCUGGCCCAGUUCCACCUCUUCAACUCGGAAGGUUGUCUGCGAAAAAUCUGAAGGUAGUCAGACCAGUUUUGUAUGGCUACAUCACUGAGCAUGAGGAGUUUGAAAAGUAUACUAACCAGCUUUUCCAUUUGAUUGACUCAGGUGAGCUCAAAAUUUACAUAAGCAGGGUUUAUCCAUUGGAGAAGUACAUUGAUGCGGCUCGCGAAUUCGAAGGUCGCAAGACCACAGGAAAACUAGUUUUUGAGAUACCACAGUGA
Ogataea parapolymorpha DL-1 is the source of this 1011-nucleotide messenger RNA. Its product is annotated as quinone oxidoreductase. The record is from RefSeq and is a predicted model, not a curated record. The coding region runs from base 1 to 1011 and encodes 336 amino acids. Gene Ontology annotation, molecular function: quinone reductase (NADPH) activity; zinc ion binding. Gene Ontology annotation, biological process: cellular response to oxidative stress. NCBI's taxonomy places the organism in Eukaryota, Fungi, Ascomycota, Pichiomycetes, Pichiales, Pichiaceae. The transcript has a single exon. Gene Ontology annotation, cellular component: cytoplasm.